GGGUGGAGGGGCGCGCGCGCUCGUUCAGUUGACGAGCGUGCUCGGUUCAGUCGAGUAGUGUCUGCGCAUUGGUGAAGUUCGUUACGAGUGUUACAUUCUUUGUUUAGUAGUCGGUCAUCUGCCACUCUGUCGAUAUCGUAGCAUGUGCCCACCAGUUCACAGUCACGUAUACGUUUACCUGCCACACCAUCAGCCCCACAAUAAACUUGUCUCUUACGGCUACCGUUAGGGUUGCCGUAACGCCGUGUCUGUUUGUUGUGUUACUCCUAGAAAGAAAGAAAGAAAGAAAAACCGGUAACGGAGCUUUCGCCCAAAGAAUGUCCAAGCUGUAGUUCACAGCCUGAAGAGUUUUCAUAGGUGUGCAUAGUGAUAGCAUGAUUUCUUUUUGGAUAUUUUAGUGAGUCUGCUCGGAACCGCGGUCCUAUUCCGGUGGCUGAGUUUGCACGUGUAUACCAGUGGUGCUACUUGAUCGCGACGUAAACGACACGAUCGCGCACGGGUGAAGAUCAACGAGAAAGAAAGAAAGAGAAAAGGGCGACACGCACGCGAAGAAGGAAAAGAAGAAGAGGAAGCGAGAAGAAGCGAGUGAACGGAGCAGAAAGAAAGAUCGGGGACAAGAUACGAAAUUGCGAGAGCAACCGAACACGACCGCACGAACCGAAGACGGAAACUGGCCGAGGGGCAAGAUAGAAAGAGACAGCGAGAGAAAUCUCAUUUCGACGGAGAGCAACAUCACAGGCCACAAGCCAAGAUGAGCUGUUGCACGAGUGCCCCGAUUGUAACUCAAACCUGCGAGACACUUCUGAGCAAGUGCGAGGUGCCGAUCAUCGACCUCGCUCAUAUGGGGACUGAGAGAUGUCCUCAGAAGGGUGUUGUGAAGCAAGUGGCUUCGAAGCUGUUAAGGGCACUGUCCGAGAAAGGACUGGCCUUGCUCGUCAACCAUGGCAUUCCGGAAUGCAAGAUGAAGGCGGCCUACAGAACUUUCGAUGCGUUUUGCGAACUCCCAGAGGAAACUCGAGCCAAAUACGAACGCAACGAGGGCAAUUACGGAUACGUGAAACCAGGACCAUCAAAAUGCACCGAUGAGAAAGAAGCUCGACAUGUUUUCAAUGUGACAGGAAGCGGUGGAGCCCUUCCGGACGAGGAGGUGCCUGGUUUCAAAUCGGCGGUCGACGAACUCGCUCGUGAUUUCAAGCAGCUAUCUGCGAUGCUUUUAACCGCUCUGGCCGUGGGCCUAGAGCAAUCUCCUGAUUUCCUGCUGUCGAAGCAUUCGCACAUGCUGGAACCUGGCAACGAGUCAACUCUUCGUCUUCUUUACUAUCCACCUCUUGGUGCACCAGCGCCAGGAUUGACUCGUUGUGGCGCACAUUGCGACUAUGGGACUUUCACUUUAUUGGCACAGGAUUGCGAAGGUGGUUUAGAAAUACAGACUCCAUAUGGUGAACGAUGGGGAAGAGUCGGUCAUCUCCCAGGUGCCAUUUUGGUGAACACUGGCGACAUAUUAGCAAACUGGACGAACAACCAAUUACCAGCGCUGAGACACCGAGUCGUUGUGCCAGAACAUUGUGGUCGGGGCCGUCAUUCCAUUGCAUUUUUCGUCCAUCCAGAUACCAAUGCUCCUGUUGAGCCGUUAGAUACAAAAAUCGCCAAGGCGAACCAAGAAUCAGCGCCGUGCCGUUUGCAGAAGAAGAAACGCGGCGUUUUGACCGCGUAUCACCAUAUUCAACGUCGACUCCGAGAAACUUACGCUUCUUAAGAUGUUAAUACAGUUUUUACAUCUUCUCGUUUCAGAAUAAAGAUACCUUGGUAAAAUUACCGGUUGAAAUUUGCGCGGGGAAAGACUUGAAACUUUUAACGUUAAUGUAACUUGAUCGAUUUUUAUAAAUCUGUGACAAUGCAAGUUCUUCUUUUUUUCUUCUUUUUAAAGAAGCGUUGUAUGCAAAUAAGAAACAGAACAGAUCGAUUAUUGAUCGUGAUGGCUCAAUUAUGGCUCGUUCGCAUCUGUUUCAAAUAAAACAAAGGUUCCGUUGAUAAAAGUGUAAGAAAUACAGUGUUGCAUCACAAAGGCAAUAAUAAAGAAAUUUGUACUUACAUUUUGUAAAAAUGCAUUUUAUACAAAUAAUUUAAUUUGCCAUUAAUAAAACGAAAAACAGGUCAA
This is a messenger RNA of Frieseomelitta varia, 2158 nucleotides long. RefSeq names its product 2-oxoglutarate-dependent dioxygenase htyE-like. Lineage: Eukaryota; Metazoa; Arthropoda; Insecta; Hymenoptera; Apidae. The record is from RefSeq and is a predicted model, not a curated record. The transcript has 7 exons. Bases 752 to 1756 code for a protein of 334 amino acids. Gene Ontology annotation, molecular function: dioxygenase activity.